This is a messenger RNA of Phytophthora infestans T30-4, 2003 nucleotides long. RefSeq lists its product as uncharacterized. The transcript has 4 exons. Lineage: Eukaryota; Oomycota; Peronosporomycetes; Peronosporales; Peronosporaceae. The coding region runs from base 159 to 2003 and encodes 614 amino acids. The record is from RefSeq and is a predicted model, not a curated record.
GGUAACUUUCGCUCGUUAUUGUUGGCAACUGGAAACAAAUUCACUCGUGUGUGAACGUGUUAGCGACAAUGCGAGGAGGUCGAUCAGGGUCUCGUCACCAUGUCUACAGCUUCCCAGACCCCUCCAGCUUCCACGAGCCAUCCGUGCAUCACGGGAAAAUGCGCUCUGGCCCUCAAGGGUCAGCAGUUGACAUCGCUCUAGGACUCUCGGUCGAGAUCGUCCAUGCGAUCACAGUGCACCAGAACAAAAUGAUGUUCCAGUCUCCUAUUGGUGUGAUGAAGGAGAUCGUGUGGGACUACAGCGAAAAGUCUGUACGGUUCGUCCUAGACGAUGGCUCUACGUCCCCAACCUUCGUCUUUCCUGUUCUAACGGAGCUGGAGGCACAUUUCACUGCGAUCCUGGCUCUCCCAGACCUUGAGAAACCUCCUGAACAAAUCUACAUUGGAGUUCUCAUCGGACAGAACUUACCGUCGCCAAUUCAGCAGCGUCGGGCGAUUGCUGGCUUCAAUCAACCAGCGAUGCUACCGAUGGCAAAGCGUCGAGAGUUGCUGAGGAGCGAGCAGCCAGUGCGGAAUGCUACGAGUCGCGAACGACUGGGACUGGAGUUUAUCAGAAGCGGCUUCCUCUGCUUCACUUGCUCCAUUGGCAGCGACCUACGUGGCCUCACGUUGGGCGUCCAACAACUUCGCGUGUUUCCGACGCCAGACUGCCAUGAUCGCAGUGCCUGUUUGUUCUCCUACUCGUACGAGACUUUAGAGAGCUGUGAGGUAGCAGGGACAAGACUGGAACUGCGCUUUCGACCGACUCCUCAACUGGCCAAACAACCAAGUUAUCUCGUCUUUCAGAGCUUGGAGUCGCAGCAUAUUCGCGAGGCAAUCUGGUAUCUUAGAAAUGGAACGUACAUGGACGCUUCUCUCCGACAAUUGUUGAGCUCUCCUAGUCUAAGGCAACGUAUCGACGCUUGCUGUCGAGUCAUUGGUCCCACACAUCCAAACACAUCUCGAGUGCUCACCACGAGUGGCUUGUGCGAAUUCCACGCUUCCUGUCUCUCGGUGUCGCCAACUGAGGCGUCUACGAGACAGAAACCACGGGACAAACCUCCAGUCCCGAAAACGAUGCAGCCACUAACCGCUCUACUCCAGUCCACACACUAUGCGAGGAUGUUCAAGCUCCAGGGACAAUUACUCAAGCGACAGAAUGCGCGUACGUUUCAUCUACGCAAGACGUGGCAUCCGAAGUUCGUCGUGCUGUUCGAGACGCCGGUCGGGGGAUUUCUCUGCUACUAUGACAAGAUCACUCACUGUCCAGGGAUGACGGAGGCUCCGAGAGAGCGACGAAUCAUUGACUUGAGCUCAGUGCUGUGCAUCCGUCCGGUGUCUUCCUCGAGUCCUGUGAGUCGCAGCAGUCAUACCAACUCCCCAACAAUGCACGCAUUCGACGUGGUGACGCUGUAUCGGACGUGGACUUUUGCGGCUCUGGAGCCUGAGCUGUACGAGAUAUGGCUACAUGUUCUAACUGAAUGUGUCGAGAAACACGCAACUAUCGCUCCUGAUAAAACGCUUCGGCUCCCAGUGAAGCUGGCGAUGACGGGGCAUACAAGUCCCACUGAAGCCACGUCGCUAGAGAUUUCAGCACACGGUGUGUCAUUUUGUACAGGUCAUGAAGAGGAGGUUGUACUGAGUACGUGGUACUACACUGACCUCGAGAAAUGGUCGGUUGUGUUUCAACAAGGCUAUUUGUGCUGCCUGCUUAAGUGUCGAAGCCCAGCUCCGGCAUCUCCAGGGUCUCCAAGGACAAGCGUGCGCGAUACCGUCACUCAAGACUUCCUGUUCCGCACGACGGAAGCCAGCACGAUCUGUCUGGCCAUUGAAUUCUACGUGGGGAAGUGCAUGGCAAAGCUCGAAGUGCUCGCUGGGAAGUUUCUGGAGGAAAACCGCGCACAGAAGAACGGUAUCGCUCGCUCCAGUUGGAAGUCCCGAUUAUCCCCAGGAUCGCUCUGCUGA